AUGAAAGCUAGGAUCAUUAAGAGGAGCAGACUGUGUUUGGUUUUCAGUUGUACUUCAUGGAGUGGUAGAAUGCUCCAACCGCUUCCUGGGUUGAGUAUGAUUCACCACCUACUUGCGAUUGCAGUUAAAAUGCUAUCCAUGCCAUUUGAUAAAGUUAUUCACCCCAUCCAUGACCAGACCUUCUAUCUGAAUAUGGAUCACAAGAGGAAUCUUAAGGAGGAGUAUGGAAUUGAGCCCUGGACUUUUACUCAAAAGGUAGGAGAUGCCGUUUUCAUUCCAGCUGGUUGUCCUCACCAAGUCAGAAAUCUGAAGUCAUGUACUAAGGUUGCACUGGAUUUCGUUUCUCCUGAAAAUGUUGGGGAGUGCUUUCGUUUGACAGAAGAGUUUCGCACGCUUCCAAUAAAUCACAGAUCUUCCGAGGACAAAUUGGAGGAAGAGCUAAUCUUGGUGAAGAAGAUGACAAUAUAUGCCAUGAAAGAUGCAAUCAAAAUAUUGAUGAACGCAAGGUUAGUAAUUGCAAACUUAAGGCCCUUUGACAAUGAACUCGAUCCUCUUGAAUCAUCUAUUGGUGUUAAGGUUCGGGAAAUCACACCCGCUGGUAGCAAAGUGCCCAAGAUUGUGCUCGAGUUUUCUAAUCUGCCGGAAGAGGAAUCAGAGCGACUAAAGAAGCUUCUGAAUUCUAUUGACAAAGUUGAGGAACAGGUGCUUCAACAGUUGCAAAUACUGGAGAACACCGCCAGUGCCAAGGAGGCAGAAAGGGAAAAUCGAGUACGUACUUUGAUGUCCAUGAGAACAAGUAUGGAUGAGAAGCUUGAUAGAGAGAGUUAUGGAUUUGAAUUAGCCUUGCAGAGGGGAUUUUCAGAACUCAUGCAUACAUUAGUCAAGAGGAGUAGGCUGAUUCUCCAACUCAAGGAUCUAUGGCACAUUGGCACCGCUCCUUUACAAAUGGCUCCCCAACCUUCAAAGGACAAUUGUGACCUUGUACCUAAUCAUACAGGAUUUGCUGUGAAAUAUGUAACCCUGCGACCCAUUCCUCAGUGGCUUAAUUGCAAACAUGGAUGGUGGCUGCAAAAAGUGGUUCCUGGGAUAUCAAGCAGUGGGAAGAUAUUUAGAGAUGCAGAGGUUCAGCUGUUGGAAAUCCCUAUAUAUGCCGCUGAAGUUUUGGGGUUAUCUAGCCAUGGAAAUCCCUCUCUCUAA
This is a messenger RNA of Sphenostylis stenocarpa, 1197 nucleotides long. NCBI's taxonomy places the organism in Eukaryota, Viridiplantae, Streptophyta, Magnoliopsida, Fabales, Fabaceae. The record is from the annotation of a GenBank genome assembly.